This is a messenger RNA of Danio aesculapii, 1093 nucleotides long. RefSeq names its product secretory phospholipase A2 receptor-like. Bases 1 to 966 code for a protein of 321 amino acids. The record is from RefSeq and is a predicted model, not a curated record. Lineage: Eukaryota; Metazoa; Chordata; Actinopteri; Cypriniformes; Danionidae. The transcript has 5 exons.
AUGGAGAGACUUUUCACUGCAAUCUCGAGUGAAGUCAUCCUCAUCAAUGAACAGAAGAGCUGGACUGAAGCGCAGUCUUUCUGCAGGGAGUUUCAUGUGGAUCUGCCCACGGUUCAGACGGAUGAGGACAGGCUUGAGAUCCAGAAGGCCUCGAGUGGAGCAAACGCUGAAAUACGGGCCUGGGUGGGUCUGUACGGCAGCAUCUGUGUGUGGCGUUGGUCAUAUCAGAGUCAUGAUCUGCAGUUUUCAUUUUGGGCUCCGACUGAAGACCCGAGCCUCAAAACGCAAAGUGUGUGUGCAGUAAUAAGAAACGAUGGAUUCUGGUACGCCACCAACUGCACACAGCUGAAGCCCUUUAUUUGCUACAAAGGAAAUCACACAUUUUCUUUACUUAAGAAAAACUAUUUGACCUGGAGUGAUGCCCAGAGUUUGUGCAGGGCACAAUUCGUUGAUCUGGCAUUCAUCAAUGAUGUGACUGACAAUACUGAUGUCCUUAAUUACUUAAUCCGAGAUAACGUGUCUGAAGCCUGGAUCGGCCUGAACAAGAACCAGUGGCUGUGGUCGGACCAGAGCAGUGUGUCCUGGCCCUCUCUGGGAUGGGCUUCAGGAGAGCCUAAUAACGGAUACGGGGAUGAAACAUGUGCGAAUGCUUUCGGGAAUGGACUGCUUGUGGAUGAAAAUUGUAACAAUCUCUUUUUUUUCUUCUGCGUUGUUAAGCGUGUGAAAGCUCAGGUUGUGCGACUGGCAGUGAAAUCCUCUGCUCUUCUGGAUGAACCUGCAAUGAAGUUGGCCAUGGAGAAGAAGAUGAGAAUAAUCCUCUCGAAGCUGGAGACGGACCCUGCGUACAACAUAACCUGGAGAGUCCAGGCUGAUGGCAAGACCUUCAAGCCACUGGAAAAUAAUGCUCGAAACACCACAACAGUCUGUAAACGAGAACAAGGGGUGUUUUUCAGAGGGCCUCGUUAACUUGCCAUCAAUAUUAUUAUUAUUAGCCCAAUUAACCAAUUUUUUAAAAUUGUAUACAGAAACCACUGUUAAACAAUGACUUGCCUAAUUAACCUAGUUAAGCCUUUACAUGUCACUUUAAGCUGAA